AUGGGUGUCCGGGAUUCCCAUGGUGAGGCGGCAGGGACGCCCGACCCUGUAGAGAAGGGGUUCGCCACCCUUAACACCAUCAGGAUCGGUGUGAAGGCCAUGGUGCAGAAGGAUGGUGAGCUUCGUAAAGCAGAGAUUCUAUCAAUCAGGCAGCGAAAGGAUGGACCAUCACUCUAUGUUCAUUAUGUUGACUUCAACAAACGUCUUGACGAGUGGAUACCGGCGGCACGGAUUGAUCUCUCCCAUGAGGUUGAGUGGCCCCAGCCAGAGAAGACCGAAAAGAAAAAGGCUGCCACAACAAACAAGGCGCCCAGUAAAAAUGUCCAAAAGCGCCCUCGUGCCGACAGUCGUGAAGUCUCUGGGACUCCAGAUGCCCUUGGAGGCAAAAACGUGAACGUCGGCAAGGCUUCUAGACCAUCAAAAGCUGGCGGCAAAGAAAACCGCGAUGCCCAAACGCCCGGUGGCGAUGUCUCUAUGUUCCCAUCUGAAGCGGCCUCUGCCGCUGGGACACCCAGAGGUGGCGACUCAGAGGAUGUGGACAUGGCAGAUGCCAAUGAACCUAAAGAGGAUGAAGUCAAGACAGCAUCGGGUGAGGUGAUAUCCCGUGAAGAGGAGAUCGAACGGCUCCGCACAAGCGGCAGUAUGACACAAAACCCGACUGAGAUCCAUCGUGUUCGUAACCUGACCCGUCUUCAAAUGGGAAAAUACGAUAUUGAACCUUGGUACUUCUCGCCAUACCCGGACGCUUUCUCAGACGUUGAUCUCGUCUACAUCGACGAGUUCUGUCUCAGCUACUUCGAUAACCAACGCGCUUUUGAGCGCCAUCGCGCAAAAUGUACCCUCGUACACCCACCCGGGAACGAGAUAUACCGCGACGACAAUAUCUCCUUCUUCGAAGUUGACGGGCGUCGUCAGCGCACUUGGUGUCGCAACCUGUGUCUCCUCAGCAAACUGUUCCUCGAUCACAAGACCCUCUAUUAUGACGUUGAUCCCUUCAUGUUCUACUGCAUGUGUACCCGCGACAAGACAGGAUGCCAUCUAGUCGGUUAUUUCUCCAAGGAGAAAGACUCCGCUGAGAGCUACAAUUUGGCCUGUAUCUUGACGCUACCACAAUACCAGCGCCGAGGAUUCGGCCGUCUGCUGAUUGCAUUCAGCUACGAGCUCAGCAAGCGCGAAGGCAAGCUCGGAUCGCCCGAGAAGCCUCUUAGUGAUCUGGGUCUCCUUAGUUAUCGACAAUACUGGCGAGAGACGCUAGUGGAGCUUCUGAUAGAGCCAAAUCGAGAGGCGAUGAGCGAGAACGAGCUUGCUGUUCUUACUGCCAUGACAGAGAAGGACGUGCAUGAGACUUUGGUCGUCUUCAAUAUGCUUCGAUACCACAAAGGAAACUGGGUUAUCGUUUUGACAGACUACGCCGUCGGAGAACAUAACAAGCGCCUUGAGAAAGAGAAAGUUAAGGGCGCUCGUAGGAUCGACCCAGCUCGUCUACAAUGGAAGCCUCCCGUCUUUACUGCCUCCAGUCGGACGUGGAACUGGUAG
Molecule: messenger RNA, 1536 nt
Organism: Penicillium angulare
Lineage: Eukaryota; Fungi; Ascomycota; Eurotiomycetes; Eurotiales; Aspergillaceae
Product: NuA4 histone acetyltransferase complex catalytic subunit ESA1
Exons: 6
Coding region: 1-1536 (511 amino acids)
Biological process (GO): regulation of DNA-templated transcription
Molecular function (GO): histone acetyltransferase activity
Source: RefSeq, a predicted model, not a curated record